This is a messenger RNA of Gryllus bimaculatus (two-spotted cricket), 5836 nucleotides long. Lineage: Eukaryota; Metazoa; Arthropoda; Insecta; Orthoptera; Gryllidae. The record is from the annotation of a GenBank genome assembly.
AUUCGACAGUAAGAGGACCAUCAAUAUAUUUUUAUUACAUAAUCGGCCUAUGAAUUUUUUCUUAAGCAAAUGAUGAGAACACUCGGCUAUCGGUUCACACCGGCGCGCCUCACUCGCCGGAUCGAAGUUCAUUCGCAAUUGUCAGCGCGUGUGAAGGUCGUAUCUUCGCAUCGCGAGGUCUGUGUGGUCCAUUGGAUGAUCAUCUGUGACAAUAGUGACAAGUACUUGAGAACCACGAUCGGUGUUUAAUGAGAAUGACUCGACGCUUCAUUAUCGGCGAAGUCGUGGGAGUAACUGGCCAUCGCGUGCGGUAGCCACUGUGCAGGAAGACCCAAGACCGCGAUUACCUGCCACACUAUUUUCCUUGUUCAUCUCGCAUUGUACAUUCGACUGUGAUAAAACUUGCUAAACACAAUGGGGACCGAUAAGCUAUUUUCAUACCAGACGCUAGUGCACGCUGUGUCUGGAGCUGCUGGCAGUGUAGUAGCAAUGAGCACUUUCUAUCCUUUGGACACAGUUCGGUCACGGUUGCAACUAGACGAGCAUCGCAAGAAUGGGAACACAUUUGUUGUGCUAAAGGAGCUGGUAGCAGAAGAGGGCUUUGGCACAUUGUACCGGGGGAUGGUGCCAGUUCUUCAGAGUCUGUGUGCUUCAAAUUUUGUCUAUUUUUAUGCUUUCCAUGGCCUGAAGGCUACCAGAGGGCAAAAAGCCACGCAAGGUGCUGGAACAGAUCUUCUUCUGGCCUCCGUUGCUGGAAUCAUCAAUGUGCUUACUACCAACCCUUUAUGGGUGGUGAAUACCCGCCUAAAGAUGAAGGGUUUGUCUGGCCAACAAACACAGCAGUACUCUGGGCUUUGGGAAGGACUGCUAAAGGUAGCCAAAGUGGAAGGCAUUGGCAAACUUUGGAGUGGAAUGACUCCAUCGCUGCUUCUCGUCUCCAACCCGGCCAUCCAGUUCAUGGUGUACGAGUCCCUGAAACGGAGGCUUCACUCGGUUUACAAACCAGAGAACAUCAGUGGUCUUGUUUACUUUGCAUUGGGUGCCACUGCAAAAGCCCUUGCCACGGUGCUUACAUACCCCUUGCAGUUAGUUCAAGCAAAGUUGCGUCAUGGCCACAGCUACAAAGACUUGCGUCCAGAUGCAGGUCUUAUUGACAUGACUAUGUACAUCCUGAAAAAGUAUGGCCUUGCUGGGUUGUUUAAGGGAAUGGAAGCAAAGAUCCUACAAACCGUUUUUACAGCAGCUUUAAUGUUUGCUGCAUAUGAGAAGAUAGCAGGCUUCAUCAUGUCAGUUCUUCUUGUACACCACAAAGGUGCAAUAAAGAUGAAACACUAGGUUGUUUUGUGUGUAAACUGUGCCUGUUGGUAUGAUAUUGCAAUGGUUUUUAAUUUUUUUGUCAGUUAUGGAACUUAUCAUCGACCAUGAGAUCAACUACGAUCCUUUAAUCAAUGGCAAUAACAAAUAGACGAGAGUCAAAAUUUGAAAUUGUAAAUUUGUACAUCUGAUAAUACUACAGAACACUUAUUUCAUGAGAGUAAAAGGAAACAGAAAAACUGCUUGUUAAUUUCAAAAUUAGAUUCACAAAUAUGUCAACAGAUUGAAUGAUUUUUGAAUCUCUAGAAUCCAAUCUUAGGGGAUACAAGAUCAAAAAAAGAAUAUUUGCACAUUACUCAAAUGCAUAUCUUUACUUUAAAAUUAUUGUCGAAACAUGCAUUUGGGUCUGUUAUUAUAGAACUUAGUUGAAAAAAAUUCACAAUGUUGCAAUUAAAUGUCUUUCUUGAUAACACACUGAGGAAAUGAUUUAGUCAAGCUUCUAUGUAUUCUUUUAACAUAUGUUCAACAGAAUAGUUUGAAAUUUUUAUUUGCCUUUUUGUCAGAAAGCAAUUGCCUCAGUACUGGAUAAUUUAUCUUAAAUUAGAAAGACAAAAUUAUUUGUAAAAUUUUAAUUCUAACCCGUCAGAAAAACAAAACUAAAAAUUUGAAAUUAAGAGAAUAAAUUAAAUUCUUAUUUUUGGUUAAUUGGAAAUGUAAUUUAAAUCCAAAACAUGCAAAUGCGCCAGUGAUAAUUUCUUACUCACAAAAUACAAAAAUAAAUUAAAUAAUUCUUCCCUGUGCAAUACAAAUACUAUCGUAUGAUAAUUGGCAUAUGAAUAUUGUAGAAAUUGGCAUAAAUCGGUCGUACCAUAUAUGAGUAUGUUAAAAAAAUAGCUACUACUUGAAUGUCAUAUUACCAUAAUCAGACCAAAUGUUAUCACUACAAAUCUACAUGGUAAUGUUUUUAUACAAUAGGUUCAGUUUACACUCCUAGUCUAGAACUGAUCAACCUUUUUCACACCAAAGGAUAAUCUGAGAAAAACCAAAGUUCUCUUACGAAUUUAAGUUUGUAAAGCACAUUAGAAUCUCCAUUAUCACAUGUAAUGUCAGGACAGGGAGGUCUAGGAAAUAUAGAAAUAUUUCUUGGUUCACAUAUGUUAAUGGAAAAAUUAUUUAAGAGGAAAUGGAUAAUAUGUAAAAAACAAUUAUACAAUGUUGUGCAUAUCAAGUAAUUCACAUGUAUUACAAUUUUAUUUGCAGAUUCUUUUUUGUUUUAUCUCUUAGAAACAGACCUCAGAUAAUGGAGUUCCACUGUAUAUUGGUUUGAGAAGAAUUUUGAUGAUAAAAUAGUAUGCAAUACGUACUAUGACAAGGAAUUUUUACCAUGUAGUUAAAGGAAUGACCAAAUAAUUAGGUUUAUGACCAAUUAAGUUCAAAUUCUCAUUUUUAUAAUUAAAGUGAGGCUCUGAUAAACUCUUAUUUAAGUUUUGUCAUUCUUCUUUAAAUGUUUUAAUUUGUAAUCUUCAAUUUUUAGUGACUGUUCAGUAUCAUCUAGUGUAGUAGUUCUAGAGGUGGAUCCCAUUUGGCUUCUGCCAUCUGUGAAUAUUCUUCUACUUACUGAUUUUUAAUGAAGAUUUCACAUUUAUUCCUUCAGUGAUCGCAUUCUUUACUACUACAGCAGCGACUUCACCAUUCUGUUUCUGCGGAAACAAAUUACAAGUUAUUCAUGUAUCUUUCAAGUCCAACAAAAUAUGUGCUUAUUUGUUUUACAUCUCUCCAAAUCGAUUUUAUCUGCAAUUUUAUAAAAUUACUGAAGGAGUUUGUGAAAAUUUCCGAUUUUGAAAGGCGGUCCAAAAGAUAUCUAAAUUUGAAAACCACUCAUCUUAAGGCGGCUCCACACAUUUGGCAUUUGCCAAGUUGCAAGUGACAGCUUACACAAUCCCUAGCAGCUGAUGUGCUUGGUGAAUGCUUGCUUCCUUUGAUAUGUGCAAAAGAUAAAUAUGCAAUGGGCAGGGCAAGUACCCAAAGUUUGUAGCUUGGCAAAUAGGAAACAACCCAUCCACACUAUGCAGGAUUUAGUGAGUAGUCGCUCGCUAUUUGUUGAAUAUCGAAUGUGUGGAGCCACCGUAAUGCAUUAUGUGGAGCCUAGAAAGGAAUUGAUGAAGACAUACCUAUUAAGUAAUUGGUAGAAAUGGUGCAGAUUAGCUCAACAGAAUCAUUCUUAUCAAAUUCCAAAACAAGUGAGGAUCUCUAUGUGAAACGGUGCUGCAUUAGUAUUAUUGUAACAUUGUGAGUUGGUCGAGUGUAAUGUCUGAGAACCAUAUUUAGUUACAAAGUCAUGAAAGUUUUGAAGUCUUUUGAGUAGUCAAUUUAUAAAUGUGUGUGUGUAUUCUCCUUAGAUUUAAUAAAUUAUAUUUUGCCAGUUAUUUUCAUGUUGGACAUACCCAGCAGAGUUAGUACAAAAUAUGGCAAUUUUCAAGUAAAGGCAGCCACAAAAAAAUAAGAAAUUGGUGGAUCUGUUAUCCAUGUUCCACACAGAUUAUGCUCUCUUUAUGUUUCUAACUUAGUGGUAAAACAUCUCUUUUGAUUCUGAGAUCCUCAUUCAUAGACUUAAGAAAUCAGAAAUAAAUAAUUGCCUAACCCUUAAAUGCACCACAUGGGUUUCUUAAAUCCUCCCAAUUGUCUUAAGACCCUUGUUGUGCACCUAAAGAGUUGAAAUAAGUUAUUUUAAUAUACACUUAUAUAUAUCGUAUCAAUGAGUGACUUAUGCUAUUGAAAAUCUGUCAGUCACUUGCAGUCAAUUAAUUCAUGGCUGUAAGGCCACAUAGUACCAAAUUAUAUUUACUGAAACAAACCAAAAAUUUAGAUUGGAAUUGAGAAAAGUUUAAGGACCAGACAAACUCCCUUUUAGGAAAAAGUGGUCACACAUUUUAGGACUAAAUAAAUUAGAAAUACAGUAUUUCCGUUAGAAAUGCUUAAUUGAAGUAUUAUCUAUGAAUUCGGCUCCGUUAUAUACUUAAAUGUAAUAUUGUGGUGAGAAAGAGCUUAUUGGAACUGAAGGUUCAAAGAGAAAACAAAAGCAGAUAAUCGUAACCUUUGGUACAAAUAUAAACAACUUGCUAUUUUAUGAGUGAUUUAGUUUGUUUUUGAUUUAAAAAGAAAUAUCUUACGUUUGUGAUACGUAUAUGCUCUCUUAAUACAUAAAUCAUUGUAAGAAACAUUAAUUCUGAAGAAUAAUACAGUUGUUACACAGAGCUAGAAAGAAAGGUCUGUCAAACAAGGUACUUUUGGGAUAUCUAACAUUAAAGUGGCUACUUUGAUAAAAAAGAAUUAACUAAUGAAAUUUUCUUGCAUGGGAUCUGUAGUCAUUUUUCUACUGUAAUCAAAUUUAUUUGGGAAGAAUAAUGUUGAUUGUAUGAUCAAGUUCAUGCCAUUCAUAAGAAAAAAUCUGUUAUAAAGAACAACUUUUGAAAUUUAUUUAUUCUGUAUCCAUUCCUUUGCAAAUUGCUAUACGUGUUCAACCAGCCAAAUUUAGGGACAUAUUAUUUUUGAUCUGUAAUUUUAAAAGUGUCAACAGGUUAAACUAAAUCAGAUUUGAAAAGGCAAACAACAAAAACUGUGAUUUGUGCUAUUAGUAAACUUUGUCCAUAUGCUGAAUAACCUCAAUACCAAAGUAACUUAGUGUGGGACAGCUCAUAAUCAUAAUGUGAAACUUUCGUGUUUUUAAUGUAAGUAAUCGGGUCUAGCAACAUAGAAUUUUUCUUUUAUUUCAAGAUUCUGGGAGUUUAACAUUAGUUCCCAACUGCUUAACCCAUUGGUUUGUGAAAAACAUGGACAUUGCCUAUGCCUAAGUCACAGUUCUGCGUUUUUAUUGAUGUGACUGUAUUUACAAUUCAAUGAUAGUUUUAAAAGUUUCCCUGCUUCAUUGUCAUAACUUUCAUUAAAUUUAAUAUAGCAGACAAUUGAUCUGUUACUAACGUCUGGGUUUUCAAACUUUUCUCUACACUUUUUCUGCAGAGCCUUGAAAGCCUUUGGCAGGAAACAGUGCUUUAGACUGUAAUUUGUUACCAAUUAGACUAAAUGUUCCUUAUAUUGGUUAUUCCUCAUUCCUUAAGAGUAAGAUUGUAUUAUAAGAAGGUACAUUUUUAUGUAAAAUUGUUUGUCAUUGUAAGUACUGCAUUUACCUGAAUAUAAGUCGAUUCGGAAUAUAAUACAAUCCUCUAAUUUUCAAGAGGCCACCUGAGAAUUUUUAAAAUUUUUAACUAAUUCUUAGUAUUUAGACAAAAUUAUAUUACAAAUUGUCUGGAAAUUGGUUUGUUGAUGAGAAUUUUAAUAUUUAUUGCUGAACUAUCAUUUUUGUUUUCCUUAAAAUCAUCAUAAUCAUCAUCACGUUUAUCAAAGUUUCUUUCUUUUUGGUCCUCCUUUCUUGCUGUGACAUCAUCUGACGUUUCAGGCCCCUCUGAAAGUUUUGCGCAUUGAAUUUGCAUUGUUCAUAGUCUUUCAUCAGAUGUCAUCUACGAAC